This is a messenger RNA of Rotaria sordida, 369 nucleotides long. NCBI's taxonomy places the organism in Eukaryota, Metazoa, Rotifera, Eurotatoria, Philodinida, Philodinidae. The record is from the annotation of a GenBank genome assembly.
AUGGCAACAACAACAAUGAUAACUUCAACUCCUAUGGAAGAUAAGAAAAAAACUUUAUCAGCAAAUAAACACAAUCGAUCAACUGUUGCUCGUACACUUAAACAUGAUCCAAAAGAUGAAUUAAAAAAAGAUGAACUUAGACAAUUAUUCGAAAAAGUAAAAAUACUUUUAUCAAAUGUUCGAUUUGGUCGUCUUAGUGGUCAAGCUGAUCGAUAUGUAGCAUUACUUCGUGAUAGUGGACAUGUUAAAGAAGAUAUACUCAAUGAACAAAUACCAAUGAAUAAUGUAUAUGAAACACAACCUGUACAACUUGAAGAAGUUAUUAUUCAACAAAGAAAACAAGUAGAAACAUUAAAAAUUUUCACUUGA